AUGGCCGUCGUGCCAGAUGCCACGCUUGAAUCACUCAGUCAGAUCGUGGCGGGAAAGUACUUUUUCGCCGCGGCAAUGACAAUGCUCUUCUAUGACCACCUCAUCACGUUUCCCUUGGAGGUUCAGGUCAUAUGGAAGCGCCCAAAGACGUAUCUGAGCUUCUUGUUCAUCCUGGUUCGAUACUAUGCUCUUCUGGCUGUGAGCGUCGUCGCAUUUGCGUAUUUCUCCACCACGAUGACCCGGGAAAGGUGUGGCCACUGGAUGUUGUUCCUCCCGUUGGGUGUGACGAUGCCUCUGGCACUUCUUCCCGGAAUCCUGAUGAGCAUCCGUGUGUAUGCUCUGUAUAAUCGUAACAUCUGGAUUCUCGGGUGGCUCUUGUUAUAUUUGGCUGCACAGACCGGAGCGGGUCUGUGGCAGUACACCGUCCGAGGUGGCACGCCUGCGCCGGACCCGCUCCCGAAUGACCAUAACUUUCAUUUCUGUAUCUACCUUCCUCCCAAGAAGAUUGGGCACCUCUCGACCAUGUAUGUUUUCAUGGAGCUAUGCUUUGAUAGCAUGGUUUUCCUUCUCACUGUCGCUCGAACAACAUACAUCCACUGGAAUCAGCGCAGGAAGUUCGCCGCCUCAGCCGCCUCACGCUGGGGAAAGCAGAAGGAGCCCUCCUCGCUCCUCUUGUCUCUAUUCCGUGACGGAGCUUUCUACUUCGGCGUGAUAUUCUCGAUUAACCUGGUCUGGGUUAUCAUGAUCUUGCAUGCCCCGACGGGACUUCGAGCCAUCGCCUCAGUACCCUCAGGAUGCUUCAUCACCACCAUGAUCUCCAGGAUCACACUCAACCUCCGCUCUACAGCAUACGGACCCGCAAAUCUGGACGAGCGAACUGGGGUGGCUACGGUGGGUCUCACGGUGUCUAUGCCGUUGUCGGAUAUGCAGAGGACGCCGCGCGGCGAGAGCUUCACGUCCGCUACUGCCCAUAUCGUCACUACGGUGUAUAACGACGAAGGCGAGCUGCAAGAUGAUGUGGAGACACCACACAGCGCUCUUCCCUUCUUCAACGGGAAUGGGUACGGGAACGACCCGUUUGGGCCAAGAGCAGUGUAG
This is a messenger RNA of Peniophora sp. CBMAI 1063, 1098 nucleotides long. Lineage: Eukaryota; Fungi; Basidiomycota; Agaricomycetes; Russulales; Peniophoraceae. The record is from the annotation of a GenBank genome assembly.